Molecule: messenger RNA, 840 nt
Organism: Zophobas morio
Lineage: Eukaryota; Metazoa; Arthropoda; Insecta; Coleoptera; Tenebrionidae
Product: odorant receptor 45b-like
Exons: 6
Coding region: 1-840 (279 amino acids)
Biological process (GO): detection of chemical stimulus involved in sensory perception of smell; sensory perception of smell
Cellular component (GO): plasma membrane
Molecular function (GO): olfactory receptor activity; odorant binding
Source: RefSeq, a predicted model, not a curated record
AUGGGAUUAUAUUCAUACGGAAAAAGUUCGAUAUUUCUGAAAGUGCGAGCUUACACGUUAUAUUUUACUUUGUUAGUGUUGACCACAGUAUUAAUAAUAGUGAAAAUUUUGCUAGCAAAAAGCUCGAAUAACUUGGAAGCAAACCUCAUGUUCACAUAUGUCGCCGAUUGUGAUGAGUGUGUCUGGGUGUGCCGCAGAAAUUCCAUUGUUUACUUUUACGGCGUGUUGUUGGUAAAUAUUGGUUGGAAUUUCCCUGUUCUCUUUGUUAAAGGACGAAAGCUUCCGUUACGUUUGUGGUUACCAUAUGACCCCUCAUCUACCAUUGUGAACUACUACUUUACUUUUGUUUAUAUAGCUGCAGCAACUAUAUAUAAUAGUUAUUCUGGCACAAUCAUGGAUCCACUGAUUGGUGGUUUGGCGUAUCAUGCAACAGCUCAGCUAAAGGUUUUGAAAAAUAACUUAGAACAUCUUAACAAGCAUCUAGACCAUAACUUAAGCAAACGUAAUGAGCAUAUCAUAGAAUUCCGUUGUGUCCAUAAAUACUUGGAAAGUUGUAUUGACCACCACAAAAAUAUUUUGUGGUUUAUAGACGAAUACGAAGACUGUUUCUCGUGGAGCAUAUUCUGUCAGUUUGCUGGAAGUAUGUUUGCUGUAUGUUUCUGCUACAUCAGUCUAACACUUGUUCCACUAAACAGUCUAGAAGCUUUGACAUAUUUUGUGCUAGCAUUUAACCUUAGUUUUCAAAUAUUAUUUUACUGCCAUUAUGGUACACUACUAUAUGAGGAGAAUAACGAUUUAAGCAACGCGAUUUAUAUGGGACCGUGGUAUAAAUCGUGUUGA